Molecule: messenger RNA, 840 nt
Organism: Oenanthe melanoleuca
Lineage: Eukaryota; Metazoa; Chordata; Aves; Passeriformes; Muscicapidae
Gene: TSPAN31
Product: tetraspanin 31
Exons: 6
Coding region: 145-831 (228 amino acids)
Cellular component (GO): membrane
Source: RefSeq, a predicted model, not a curated record
CAGUGCGGGCGGGCGCGCGGGGCGCGGGGCCGCGGUUUAAAGGGGCCGCAGCGCGGGGACCCCGGAACCCCCCGGUUGCCCCCGGGACCCCCCGGGACCCCCCGCGACACCCCCCGGGACCCCCGGGACACCCCCGGCCCCAGCAUGGUCUGCGGAGGCUUCGCCUGCUCGCGCAACGCGCUCUGCGCGCUCAACGUGGUUUAUGUGCUGGUGGGGGUGCUGCUGGUGGCCGUGGCGGGCUGGGCCCGCGGGCUCGCCGUGGGCUCGGGGCCGCCGCUGCUCGGCGGGGCCGCCGCCGUCGGGGCGCUGCUGCUGCUGAUCGCCGCGCUCGGGCUGCUCGGCGCCCUGCGGCACCACCAGGUGCUGCUGUUCUUCUACGUGCUGAUCCUGGGCCUGGUGUUCCUGUGCCAGCUGGGCGUGUCCUGUGCCUGCCUCGCCCUGGGCCGGGGGGCUCAGGAGCGGCUGCUGCAGUCGGCCUGGCCCCUGCUGAGCGGGGGGGCGCGGGGGGAGCUGCAGCGCCGGCUGGGCUGCUGCGGUUUGGGGGGGCCCCCCGGGACCCCCCCUCCUGCCAGCGCCCCCACAGUGAGCCAGCCCGGGAUGGAGCCCCCCUGGGAGCCCCAAAACUGCCCUGCUAGGUGCCAGUUCCCCCCGGGGGGAGCCCCCCCGUGCCCCCCCUGCGCCCCCCAACUGCUGCAGCACUCGGACCAGGCCCUCAAGAUUUUGGGGGGGGUCGGGCUGUUCUUCAGCUUCACCGAGGUUUUGGGGGUCUGGCUCGCGCUGCGCUUCCGGAACCAGCGGGACCCCCGCGCCAACCCCGGCGCCUUCCUGUAGGGGGGGUCC